This is a messenger RNA of Sorghum bicolor (sorghum), 1388 nucleotides long. Its product is annotated as bidirectional sugar transporter SWEET2a. Gene Ontology annotation, cellular component: membrane. The coding region runs from base 232 to 963 and encodes 243 amino acids. NCBI's taxonomy places the organism in Eukaryota, Viridiplantae, Streptophyta, Magnoliopsida, Poales, Poaceae. The transcript has 7 exons. Gene Ontology annotation, molecular function: sugar transmembrane transporter activity. Gene Ontology annotation, biological process: carbohydrate transport. The record is from RefSeq and is a predicted model, not a curated record.
GGACCCCCGAUGGUUCGGAACGAAAGCAGCAGCAAACCAGCACGGGCGACACGCCCAGCAAAACAAGCCGGCCAAAUCCCCAGAGACAGCCGCCGCCCGGCGCCCGCGGCCUUGCCGCCACGCCCCGCUCCUGCCUCCUGCGGUCGUCUUCCUCCGGCUAAUAUAUAGUAGUAUUCAGAUCCGAGCGGAGCACGCCCGUGCUGCAGCUUCCCUCGUCGGCGUCCAGGCACCAUGGAUUGGGCUGCUCCGGCAUUGACGAGCUUCGUCGCCGACUCGUCCUACCGCCACCUCUGCUGCUACGGCGCCGGAAUCGCAGGGAACGUCUUCGCCUUCGUGCUCUUCAUCUCCCCACUUCCCACAUUCAAGAGGAUCGUCCGCAACGGGUCCACGGAGCAGUUCUCGGCCAUGCCGUACAUCUACUCGCUGCUCAACUGCCUCAUCUGCAUGUGGUACGGCCUCCCCUUCGUCUCCUACGGCGUCGUCCUCGUCGCCACCGUCAACUCCAUCGGCGCCGUCUUCCAGCUCGCCUACACCGCCGUCUUCAUCGCCUUCGCCGACGCCAAGCAGAGGCUCAAGGUCUCUGCUCUCCUGGCUGCCGUCUUUGUGGUGUUCGGACUGAUUGUGUUUGUUAGUUUGGCCUUGUUGGAUCACCCAACCCGGCAGAUGUUCGUCGGAUAUCUCAGCGUCGCAUCCCUCAUAUUCAUGUUCGCGUCCCCCUUGUCAAUCAUCAAUCUGGUCAUCAGGACGAAGAGCGUGGAAUAUAUGCCCUUCUACUUGUCAUUAUCUAUGUUUCUGAUGAGUGCAUCCUUCUUCGGAUACGGAGUGCUGCUGAAUGAUUUCUUCAUAUAUAUUCCAAAUGGUAUUGGAACCAUACUGGGUAUCAUACAGUUGGUGCUGUAUGCCUAUUUCAGAAAAGGAUCAAGCGAGGAAGCCAAGCUGCCAUUACUAGUCACACAUACAUGAUCAUGCCAAAAGAAACAAGGUUCGCUGAUGGACUUUGUCGAAAUCCUUUUUGGGUGCGUAUUUCUGCUGUAUGCUAGGAAAAACUUGACUUAUCACUGUCAAUGAUCAAUGGCGACCUAUCCCAUUCACAAAGUCCUUGUCCGAAUUGUUUUGCUCCUGUGAAAAACAUGCUGUUCUUUCGUUUUAUUUACACGCAACGGGGAUCAUAGUUUCGCUGUAUAUUCCAUGGUAGAUGCUGCAAAUUGUUGGAGUCAUUCGUUUAUUAUGAGUGAGUGAGUGAGUGAAGUUUUGUAUUUUGUAUAUUAUAGUAUAGUAGUGUUGUUGCGUGGACUUCAUCAACGGAUGGGGCCGCCUGUAUACACAAAGAAAAGCAAUAAAAGGAUAUUAUUAUUAUUUAUCAAUAAAAUAAAAUUUGUUCGGUCAUC